GCCGAGUUCAGCUCGCGCUUUGUUGCCCGGGCGGUUCCUCCAUUCUGUCCCGCGCGCCCACCUUACCAGACUUCCUCUGGAAGGGAAGAUCUUUGAGCAGCCCUUUAAGCGAGCGUUGGGGCAAAGGAUUUGGAGAAACCCGGGACUAAAGUCACCUUUAUCCUUUUUUAAGCCCUACCUCGGCACCUCACUCACUCCAUGGCAGUUCCCGAGGCCCGCCCCAACCACACUAUUUAUAUCAACAACCUCAAUGAGAAGAUCAAGAAGGAUGAGCUGAAGAAGUCCCUGUAUGCCAUCUUCUCCCAGUUUGGCCAGAUCCUGGAUAUCCUGGUAUCCCGAAGCCUGAAGAUGAGAGGCCAGGCCUUUGUUAUCUUCAAGGAGCGCAUCCAGUAUGCCAAGACUGACUCAGAUAUCAUUGCCAAGAUGAAGGGUACCUUUGUGGAACGGGACCGCAAGCGAGAGAAGAGGAAGCCCAAGAGCCAGGAGACCCCAUCUGCCAAGAAGGCUGUGCAGGGUGGGGCAGCUGCUCCUGUGGUGGGGGCUGUCCAAGGGCCUGUCCCGGGCAUGCCUCCAAUGACACAGGCACCUCGCAUCAUGCACCACAUGCCAGGCCAGCCACCCUACAUGCCGCCCCCUGGCAUGAUCCCGCCGCCAGGCCUUGCACCUGGCCAGAUCCCACCAGGGGCCAUGCCCCCACAGCAGCUUAUGCCUGGGCAGAUGCCACCUGCCCAGCCUCUUUCUGAGAAUCCACCGAAUCACAUCUUGUUCCUCACCAACCUGCCAGAGGAGACCAAUGAACUCAUGCUGUCCAUGCUUUUCAACCAGUUCCCUGGCUUCAAGGAGGUCCGUCUGGUCCCAGGGCGGCAUGAUAUCGCCUUUGUGGAGUUUGACAAUGAGGUGCAGGCAGGGGCAGCUCGUGAUGCCCUUCAAGGCUUUAAGAUUACCCAGAACAACGCUAUGAAGAUCUCCUUUGCCAAGAAGUAGCACCUUGCCCCCAUGCCUGCCCCUGCCCCUGUUCUGGGGCCACCCCUUAUCCCCCUGGCUCAGCCCCCUGAAGGUAAGUCCCCCCUCGGGGGCCUUCUCGGAGCAGUGUGUGAGUGAGUGGUCGCCACACAGCAUUGUACCCAGAGUCUGUCCCCAGACAUUGCACCUGGUGCUGUUAGGGUGGAAUUAAAGUGUUUUUUUGAGGUUUGGUUUUUCACAA
Molecule: messenger RNA, 1204 nt
Organism: Otolemur garnettii (small-eared galago)
Lineage: Eukaryota; Metazoa; Chordata; Mammalia; Primates; Galagidae
Gene: SNRPA
Product: small nuclear ribonucleoprotein polypeptide A
Exons: 6
Coding region: 199-984 (261 amino acids)
Biological process (GO): mRNA splicing, via spliceosome
Cellular component (GO): U1 snRNP
Molecular function (GO): U1 snRNA binding
Source: RefSeq, a predicted model, not a curated record